AUGAAGUUCUCCGAAAUGAGCCUGGUGCCCACCCCGGGCAGGGCAAACACGAUACUCAUCCGGUCCAUGUCCUUCUUGUUCACCUACUUUGGGGCAUUAUGUGUGGGAUACUUUCUCGCGGCGGCGGCAUUAGGAGGAGUACGGUGGAUAUCGCACCCGGUGUCCAUCGUAAUAGAGUGCCUCGGAGCAAUCGAGACGCUGUGGUAUUUCUGUUGGUUCCUACCCUACAGGGAGCAUCUACAACGUCGAACGAACGGGGCUAUGCUGAAACCACCACCGCUCACACAGGAAGAGAGGGCGGCCUUCUUCUCGAAAUGUCUUUCUCUGAUCCCGGACAUGGAGACGUUUAUCCGGAAGUGGUGCCAGAAUGCUCAUUUGGACGACGUCCGACGGGAUAACGUCAAGGACUGGCUGCUCUGGGGACUCUUUGACCGCGAGGGCCCGCCGGGCGACGACGACGAGGAGCUGGAGCACUACAUCAUGCAGGCCGAGACCAAGCUGGGCUGGGAGAUCAAGAAGGGCAGAGGAGACUGCGAGGCCAUCAAGAUCAGCUUUGACGAAGUGCUGAUGGACCACCGCAGUCUGUUUUACUACACCAUGAUAGGGUUCGUCGACAUCCUGACCACCGUCGGCAUGUACAUGCUCGGCUUCAGCUUCUACCGGACCAAGAUGUCCAACUUUUUCAAGAUCUUCCCGUUCCGACCUCUGGGGCUGCUGGGUUGGAACGAAUCGGCGGCGCGCGACCACAUGAGCUACUUUUGCCGGCCGCACAAAUCCAAGACGCAGCGGCCCAUCCUCUUCAUCCACGGCGUCGGCGCCGGCCUCUUUCCUUACCUCAACUACUUUCGCACAAUCCCACGCGACGUGGGCGUCAUCGCCAUCGAGCUCCUCCCCAUCUCGUCCCGCAUCAGCCCGCCGCUGCCGAGCGCGGCCGAGAUGACCAUGUCCAUCGCGGCGAUCCUGGAGCAGCAGGGCCCGGCCUUCAACGACGUGGUGCUGGUGGCCAACAGCUACGGCACGUUCCUGACGACGCCGCUGCUGCUCUCGCCGCACGUCGCGCCCAAGAUCAGCUCCCUGGUCCUGGUCGACCCCGUCGCGUUCCUGCUGCACCUGCCCGACGUCGCCUACAACUUCACGCGCCGCAAGCCCAAGCGCUUCAUGGCCAACCACUGGGAGAUGCACAUGGUGGCGCGCGACCCGAACCUGGCCCACACGCUCGGCCGCCGCCUCUCGUGGCGCGACCACAUCCUCUGGCGCGAGCUGCUGCUGCACUCGUCGCCGGCGCAAGGGGACGGGGCCGGCGGCGUCGGGUCGGGAGAGGUGGCCGUGUCGGGCGCGGAGGCGGGGACCCGCCCGGCGGCGACGAGCGGGAGGCGCACGACGGUCAUCAUCGGCGAGAGGGACUGCAUCGUGGACGCGGCGGCGGUGGCGAGCUACGUCGAGUACGACACGGCCGAGGCGACGCCCAUGGACCUGGCGACGUUUGCCGCGUCGGAGAAGUGGUGGAACGGCUCCCGCCCCAUCGAGCUCGUCUGGCUGCCGGGCGAGGACCACGGCAGCGCCUUCCUCAAGCCGUCCAAGGUCCCGACCGUCGUGCGCGUCGUCAGCAGGUACUGCAACAAGGACUUUGGCUUCGUCGAGCGCGAGCUCAAGGACGGCAGCCGGCUCGGGACCAGCCGCACCGAGGUGCCCGACGACGACUACGACCUCGAGGAGCAGCGCAGGGACAAGCCGGGCUCGUCGGGCGAGACCAUGUGUUGA
Messenger RNA from Pyricularia pennisetigena, 1761 nucleotides. RefSeq lists its product as uncharacterized. The record is from RefSeq and is a predicted model, not a curated record. The transcript has a single exon. The coding region runs from base 1 to 1761 and encodes 586 amino acids. Lineage: Eukaryota; Fungi; Ascomycota; Sordariomycetes; Magnaporthales; Pyriculariaceae.